AUUUUUUUCAGCCGUCUUUGACGUCAUAUUCCCCUAGCAUCCUUCUGUAUAUAAAGUGACAUGUUGCGACCAAUUUCCCCAAUUCGCAGUCGAAGCCGAAUCUUUCCAACUACAUUUCCUGUUAAAUAACCUCUUUCACGAAACCAUGUCCUCGACUCAAUUUUUUUACGCCGACGCGGUGCUCUUUGACAUGGAUGGAACCUUGACGGAUUCUAUCCAAGCUGUAGAGGCCGCCUGGGGCAAAGUCGCAAAGGACAUUGGGGAGGACCCCGCCUAUGUCAUCGCCGCUACCCACGGCAAACGCGCUGUGGACAACCUCGCGGCGUUCAAGCCUCAUAUCAAAGAACACGAAAUGGACGACGAGGUUACCAAGUUUGAAGAGUCGAUUCUCUUCUUCGCCGACGCCUACAAUACUCACGGACCUGGUUCUCGUAGUAACUCCUUUUCUAAUUCUCCCAUGGACUCCCCCCUCCGUUCUCCCGCAAGUUCGGGUUUUGGUACUCCCGAUCUGACCCCCGCGAGCUCGGCGCCGAGCUCUCGCGCUUCCUCGAUCAUUUCCUCCCAAUCCCGCCGUCCCUCUUUCGCCAGUCGUCUCCAGAACCUCCUUCGUAUGAGCGCCGUCCCAGAGACUCAGGCGUACCAACCUACCUUCGAGGACUCUGUCAUGGAGGCAAACCACAACGAGAUUGUUGAAGAGGAGGGUAUCGACAAAAAGACGCGUCGGGAUGAGCUUGAGGCUUGGCAGAUCGAAGCAGCGAGCGUUGAUCGCUCCGUCCGCAUUUUGCCAGGAGUGAAGAGAUUAAUGGACUCCAUUCCUGCUGGCAAAUACGCUGUCGCGACUUCCGGAGCCAAGACUUAUGCUCACGGAUGCAUGACUCGCGUCGGGAUUACCCCUCCGCCGGUCACCAUUACUGCCGACGACAAGCGUCUUAAGGCUGGCAAGCCUGCGCCUGAUCCGUUCCUUCUUGCCGCCAAGUGUCUCGGAUACGACGCUUCGAAGUGUGUCGUGUUUGAAGACUCCCCUUCCGGCAUCCGAGCGGGUGUUUCUAGCGGCGCGACUGUGAUCGCAGUUUGUACUUCGCACGAAAGGUCGAAGAUCGAGGACUGCGGCGCUCAUUUUAUUGUCGAAAAUAUGAACUCUGUCAAGUGCGAGGUCGAAGGCGACAAGCUAAAGUUCACUAUCUCUGCCUAAAACAUUCUACUAUUUUUAUUGCCGUCGCUUUAUCUUGUUGUGGAAAUAUGUACUAUCAAUAAUUGUAGAGUGCCUCUAUUUAGACAGUGUUUCACUAGAUAUCUUAGAGUACUUCUCAUCUGUUUCUUGGCGCAAAAUCAUAUAUAUCGUGGACCGAUUAUGACCAAGAAUAAGUGCC
This is a messenger RNA of Desarmillaria tabescens, 1370 nucleotides long. Its product is annotated as HAD-like domain-containing protein. Bases 146 to 1192 code for a protein of 348 amino acids. Gene Ontology annotation, molecular function: sugar-phosphatase activity; beta-phosphoglucomutase activity. The transcript is spliced from 3 exons. Lineage: Eukaryota; Fungi; Basidiomycota; Agaricomycetes; Agaricales; Physalacriaceae. The record is from RefSeq and is a predicted model, not a curated record.